CAUGCUGGUCAUCAUGCUCAACUGUGUGACCCUGGGCAUGUUCCGGCCCUGCGAGGACGUCGAGUGCCGCUCGGAGCGCUGCAGCAUCCUGGAGGCCUUUGACGACUUCAUCUUCGCCUUCUUCGCGGUGGAGAUGGUCAUCAAGAUGAUCGCCCUGGGGCUGUUUGGGCAGAAGUGCUACCUGGGCGACACAUGGAACAGGCUGGACUUCUUCAUCGUCAUGGCAGGCAUGAUGGAGUACUCUCUGGAUGGACACAACGUGAGCCUCUCGGCCAUCCGGACGGUGCGCGUGCUGCGGCCCCUGCGUGCCAUCAACCGUGUGCCCAGCAUGCGGAUCCUGGUCACGCUGCUGCUGGACACGCUGCCCAUGCUCGGGAACGUUCUCCUGCUCUGCUUCUUUGUCUUCUUCAUCUUCGGCAUCGUGGGCGUCCAGCUUUGGGCCGGCCUGCUGCGCAACCGCUGCUUCCUGGAUAGCACCUUCGCCAGGAACAGCAACCUCAGCUUUCUGCGGCCUUACUACCAGCCGGAGGAGAGCGAGGAAAACCCCUUCAUCUGCUCGUCCCGCCGGGACAACGGCAUGCAGAGGUGCUCGCACAUCCCCCGCCGUCGAGAGCUGCGUGUGGAGUGCACGCUGGGCUGGGAGGCCUACGGGCAGCCACAGGCCGAGGGCGCAGGUGGCACCAGCCACCACGCCUGCAUCAACUGGAACCAGUACUACAACGUGUGCCGCUCGGGUGACUCCAACCCGCACAACGGGGCCAUCAGCUUCGACAACAUCGGCUACGCCUGGAUCGCCAUCUUCCAGGUGGGCUCUGGGUCUCCCCCGCACUGGGCGCCCAGUGUGCAGGGCCUGUGGGCUGGUGCCCUCCUAGGGCCGUCCGUGUGUCCAGCCGCCUCCCCCCCUCAGGUGAUCACGCUGGAGGGCUGGGUGGACAUCAUGUAUUACGUCAUGGACGCCCACUCCUUCUACAACUUCAUCUACUUCAUCCUGCUCAUCAUCGUGGGCUCCUUCUUCAUGAUCAACCUGUGCCUGGUGGUGAUCGCCACACAGUUCUCGGAGACGAAGCAGCGGGAGAACCAGCUGAUGCGGGAACAACGGGCCCGCUACCUGUCCAAUGACAGCACGCUGGCCAGCUUCUCGGAGCCAGGCAGCUGCUACGAGGAACUCCUCCGGUACGUGGGUCACGUGUGCCGCAAGCUGAAGCGCCGUUGCCUCCGCCUCUACACCCGCUGGCAGAGCCGCUGGCGCAAGAAGGUGGACCCCAGUGGCGCGCCACACGGCCAGGGCCCUGGGCGGCGGCCACGACGGGCAGGUGGGCACGCCACCUCCAUCCACCACCUUGUGUACCACCACCACCACCACCACCACCACCACUACCACUUCAGCCACAGCAGCCCACGCCGGCCGGGCCCCGAGCCAGGCUCCAGCGACACUAGGCUGGUGCGAGCCGGAGCGCCACCCUCACCUGGGCGUGGGCCCCCUGACGCCGAGUCAGUGCACAGCGUGUACCACGCAGACUGCCACGUGGAGGGGCCGCAGGAGAGGGCCCGGGCGGCGCACGCCACAGCCGCCGCUACUGCCAGCCUCAAGCUGGCCACCGGGUUGGGCGCCAUGAACUACCCCACCAUCCUGCCCUCGGCCACGGGAGGCAGCAGAAGCGGCCCCGGGCCCAAGGGGAAGCGGCCCAGCGGACCCCCAGGAGCCGGAGGGCGUAGCCCCCUGAGCCUAAGCAGCCCCGACCCCUGUGAGAAGAUCCAGCACCUGGUCGGGGAGCACGGACUGGGCCAGGCCCCCAGCCGCCUGUCGGGCCUGAGCGUGCCCUGCCCCCUGCCCAGCCCCCAGGCGGGCACGCUGACCUGUGAGCUGAGCAGCUGCCCGUACUGCACCAGUGCCCUGGAGGACCCCGAGCUGGAGUUCAGCGACUCGGACAGCAGAGACUCGGACAGCAAUGGGGUCUACGAGUUUACACAGGAUGUGCGGCACGGGGACCGCCGCGACCCCAUGCAGCCGCCCCCAGCAGGGGACACGCCAGGCUCGGGAGGAGCGCGGCGGAGGGCGCAGCGGCGGGCGGCGGCGGGUGAGCAGGGCGGACUGGGCCGCGUCUGGGCCUCCUUCAACAGCAAGCUGCGCCGCAUCGUGGACAGCAAGUACUUCAACCGCGGCAUCAUGGUGGCCAUCCUCACCAACACGCUGAGCAUGGGUGUCGAGUACCACGAGCAGCCUGAUGAGCUGACCAACGCCCUGGAGAUCAGCAACAUUGUGUUCACCAGCAUGUUUGCCCUGGAGAUGCUGCUGAAGCUGCUGGCCUGUGGCCCGCUGGGCUACAUCCGGAACCCUUACAACAUCUUCGACGGCGUCAUCGUGGUCAUCAGCGUGUGGGAGAUCAUCGGGCAGGCGGACGGCGGGCUGUCGGUGCUGCGGACCUUCCGGCUGCUGCGGGUUCUCAAGCUGGUGCGCUUCCUGCCGGCGCUGCGGCGCCAGCUGGUGGUGCUCAUGAAGACCAUGGACAACGUGGCCACCUUCUGCAUGCUGCUCAUGCUUUUCAUCUUCAUCUUCAGCAUCCUCGGCAUGCACCUCUUCGGCUGCAAAUUCAGCCUGAAAACAGACACUGGAGACACAGUCCCCGACAGGAAGAACUUUGACUCCCUGCUGUGGGCCAUCGUCACCGUGUUCCAGAUCCUCACCCAGGAGGACUGGAACGUCGUCCUCUACAAUGGUAUGGCCUCCACCACCUCCUGGGCUGCCCUCUACUUCGUGGCCCUCAUGACCUUUGGCAACUACGUGCUCUUCAACCUGCUGGUGGCCAUCCUGGUGGAGGGCUUCCAGGCGGAGGGUGAUGCCACGAGGUCUGACACAGAUGAAGACAAGACGUCUACCCACUUGGAGGAGGACGUGCACAAGUUUAGAGACCUCAGGGCCACAGAGAUGAAGAUGUACUCGCUGGCAGUGACCCCCAAUGGGCACCUGGAGGGCCGGGGCAGCCUGCCCCCUCCCCUUAUCAUGCGCACAGCGGCCACACCCAUGCCCACCCCCAAGAGCUCCCCACACCUGGAUGCAGCCCCUGGCCUCCUGGACUCGAGGCGUGGCAGCAGCAGCUCCGUGGACCCCCAGCUGGGGGACCAGAAGUCUCUGUCCAGCCUCCGCAGCUCACCCUGUGCCCACUGGGGCCCCAACAGCGCCUGGAGCAGCCGGCGCUCCAGCCGGAACAGCCUGGGCCGCGCACCCAGCCUCAAGCGCCGGAGCCAGUGCGGGGAACGUGAGUCACUGCUGUCCGGUGAGGGCAAGGGCAGCACCGACGAGGAGGCCGAGGACGGCAGGCCCGGGGCCCGGGCCCCAGCAGGCGCACGGGCCACACCACUGCGGCGCGCUGAGUCGCUGGACCACCGCAGCACACUGGACCUACGGCCGCCACGGCCGGCCACCCUGCUGCCCACCAAGCUCCACGACUGCAACGGGCAGGUGCUGGCCCUGCCCGGUGAGUUCUUCCUGCGCAUCGACAGCCACAAGGAGGAUCCAGCCGAGUUUGAUGACGAUGUGGAGGAUAGCUGCUGCUCCCGGCUGCAGAAAGUGUUGGAGCCCUACAAGCCCGAGUGCUGUCGGAGCCGUGAGCCAUGGGCCCUGUACCUCUUCUCCCCACAGAACAGGUUCCGAGCCUCCUGCCAGAAGAUCAUCACUCACAAGAUGUUCGAUCACGUGGUCCUGGUCUUCAUCUUCCUCAACUGCAUCACGAUCGCCCUGGAGAGGCCCGACAUCGAGCCCGGCAGCACCGAGCGCGCUUUCCUCAGCGUCUCCAACUACAUCUUCACGGCGAUCUUCGUGGUGGAGAUGAUGGUGAAGGUGGUGGCCCUGGGCCUGGUCUCUGGUGAGCACGCCUACCUGCAGAGCAGCUGGAACGUACUGGACGGACUGCUGGUCCUGGUGUCCCUGGUUGACAUCGUCGUGGCCAUGGCCUCGGCCGGUGGUGCCAAGAUCCUGGGCAUCCUGCGAGUGCUGCGCCUGCUGCGGACACUGCGGCCCCUGAGGGUCAUCAGCCGCGCCCCAGGCCUCAAACUGGUGGUGGAGACCCUGAUAUCAUCACUCAGGCCCAUCGGAAACAUUGUCCUCAUCUGCUGUGCCUUCUUCAUCAUCUUUGGCAUCCUCGGGGUGCAGCUCUUCAAGGGGAAGUUUUACUACUGCGAGGGCGCCGACACCAGGAACAUCUCUACUAAGGCCGAGUGCCGGGCCGCGCACUAUCGCUGGGUGCGCCGCAAGUACAACUUCGACAACCUGGGCCAGGCACUGAUGUCCCUGUUCGUGCUCUCAUCCAAGGAUGGCUGGGUGAACAUCAUGUACGACGGGCUGGACGCCGUGGGCAUAGACCAGCAGCCGGUGCCCAACCACAACCCCUGGAUGCUGCUCUACUUCAUCUCCUUCCUGCUCAUCGUCAGCUUCUUUGUGCUCAACAUGUUCGUGGGCGUCGUGGUGGAGAACUUCCACAAGUGCCGGCAGCACCAGGAGGCCGAGGAGGCGCGACGGCGGGAGGAGAAGAGGCAGCGGCGCCUGGAGAGGAAACGCAGGAGCACUUUCCCCAACCCAGAGGCCCAGCGCCGGCCCUACUACGCGGACUACUCACCCACACGCCGCUCCAUCCACUCUCUGUGCACCAGCCACUACCUGGACCUGUUCAUCACCUUCGUCAUCGGCAUCAACGUCAUCACCAUGUCCAUGGAGCACUACAACCAGCCCAAGUCUCUGGACGAGGCCCUCAAGUACUGCAAUUACGUGUUCACCAUCGUCUUCGUCUUCGAGGCCGUGCUGAAGCUGGUGGCGUUUGGGUUCCGGAGGUUCUUCAAGGACAGGUGGAACCAGCUGGACCUGGCCAUCGUGCUGCUGUCCAUCAUGGGCAUCACGCUGGAGGAGAUUGAGAUGAGCGCGGCGCUGCCCAUCAACCCCACCAUCAUCCGCAUCAUGCGCGUGCUGCGCAUCGCCCGCGUGCUGAAGCUGCUCAAGAUGGCCACAGGCAUGCGGGCCCUGCUGGACACGGUGGUGCAGGCGCUGCCCCAGGUGUCCAGCCAUCCAUCAUCCAGCCCUCCUGGCCAGCUGUCUGUACACCAGCCCAGCAUGUUUCUAUGCACCCAGCUGCCUCCCCAGGUAGGGAACCUCGGCCUGCUUUUCAUGCUCCUGUUUUUUAUCUAUGCUGCCCUGGGAGUGGAGCUGUUCGGGAGGCUUGAGUGCAGUGAGGACAACCCCUGCGAGGGCCUGAGCAGACACGCCACCUUCUCCAACUUCGGCAUGGCCUUCCUCACGCUGUUCCGCGUGUCCACGGGGGACAACUGGAAUGGGAUCAUGAAGGAUACGCUGCGGGAGUGCGCCCGUGAGGACAAGCACUGCCUCAGCUACCUGCCGGCCAUCUCGCCCAUCUACUUCGUCACCUUCGUGCUGGUGGCCCAGUUCGUGCUGGUCAACGUGGUGGUGGCCGUGCUUAUGAAGCACCUGGAGGAGAGCAACAAGGAGGCCCGCGAGGACGCCGAGCUCGACGCGGAGCUCGAGCUGGAGAUGGCGCACGGGCCCUCCAGCCGCCCCAGGCCCGCAGCCCCGCAGAGCCCGGGCGCCUCGCCGGACGCCCCCAACCUGCUGGUCGUUCGCAAGGUGUCUGUGUCCAGGAUGCUCUCGCUACCCAACGACAGCUACAUGUUCCGGCCCGUGGCGCCUGCUGGGGCCGCUCACCCCCACCCGCUGCAGGAGGUGGAGAUGGAGACCUACCGGCGCGCCUCAGGUCGGGUCAGCUCCGCCCACUCACCACCCGUGGAGUCCUGCCCCUCUCUCCAGGUCCCGUCGGCCUCCCCUUCCAGGGGUGGUGACACCCUCCGUGCCCUGACCCCACGGGGUGCAGCCCGAUCCCCUAGUCUCAGCCGGCUGCUCUGCAGACAGGAGGCUGUCCUCACGGAGUCUCUCGAAGGGCAGGUCGAUGGCCCCAGGGAGAGCAGCCCAGGCUGGGGAGAGCCUGGCAGGAAGACACCUAUGAGACAGGCGUCCCUAGGGCCCUCCUUGAGGUCCCCACCCCGCUCCCCGCGGCCCAGCAGCAUCCGCGUCCGCAAGCACACUUUUGGACAGCAUUGCGUCUCCAACCAGCAGCCGACUCUGGGCGGGGAGGAGCCUGAGGCCCCAGACCCAGCCGAUGAGGAGGUCAGCCACAUCACCAGCUCUGCCCGCAGCCCCUCGGCCUCUCCCACUGCCCGCAGGGUAGUGGGCGGUGAGCCAGACCUGCACAGGCUCUACAGUGUCGAUGCCCAGGGCUUCCUGGACCAGCCAGGCCAAGUGGACGAGCAGAGAAGGCCCUUGGUGGAGCAGGGCUGCGGGGACAGCCGCCCAGAGGCCGGGGAGGUGAAGACCCGGGCCCUGGAGGCCGAGCUGGCCCUGGGGGCACGCAGGAAGAAGAAGAUGAGCCCCCCCUGCAUCUCCAUAGAGCCCCCCGCGGAGGACGAGGGUGCAGCCCGGGCCCCUGCAACGGAGGGCAGUAGCACCACCCUGCGGCGGCGAACCCCAUCCUGCGAGGCUGUGCCCCACAGGGACCCCCUGGAGCCCGCGGACAGCACAGGGUUGGAUGCUGCCGCCAAGGGGGAGCGGCGGGGCCAGGCCCCUUGCCGCACAGAACACCUGACCGUCCCAAACUUUGCCUUUGAGCCGCUGGACGUGGGGGACCCCAGGGGGGACCUGUUCUUGGGUGGUGGCCACGGUGUCACCCCAGAACCUAGACCUUCCUCCUCAGGCACCACAGCACCUCCCGAACCCCAGCAGAUGGAGCUUCCGGUGCCCUCGGGAGACCCCCCAGAGGAGGGGCAGGGGCUGCACCUCACAGUCCCUGAGAGCCCACCGAAGAAAGAGCCUCCCCCAGCCACCCCAGUCCCGGGUGACAGCGUGGAUGAGCCCGUGUAGCUUGGGGUGCAGUGCCCACAGGCUUUGGCACUGGGGUUGGGGUGUGCCCGGCAGGGUGGUGGCCCGGGCGGGGCUGUGCGUGGACCCCGGCUCUGGCCCCACGGAGGGCAGAGGAGCUGGAAGGAUGUCAGCCCGGGGAGAGGGAGGCAGAUGCUAUUCUGGGCAAAGCGGAGUGGGUGUGGGAGGUGGGGGGCCACGGCCCAAAGCCUCCAUCCCGUCAGUUCAGGUUUGGGAUUUCCAAGUUUGCCGCCGUGGUCCCAGGCUGUGCCGGUGGCCUGGUCGGCAGUCCCAUAACGAGAGCUGCGUCCAAGGGACAAGGAUCGGAAAACGACCAAAAGGAGGAAGGCAGAGGCCACCCAGCAGAGUCCCAUCCUCACGUUCACUUGGUUUUUAUAGGGAACACGCUUGGGGCCGCUUGUGCCCUCUGGUGGCAGCUUCUUCCCCGAGGCCGCCGUGGCCACGCUUCACAUCACUCACAGUCUGAGUUCUCAUCCUUGUGUCUCUGCCACUCAUCGCCGUCUCAUCCCCCCUCCAUAGCCACUCCCCACCAUUCUGGCCCCCUCAUGAUUCCGGAGGACACCCUUGACUCUGGUCUCUGGGAAACGGCUGGUCACCAGGGAGUGGGGACCGUGCAAUAAGACCCCCACUGCCCAUGGGCCUCAGGCCGAGAGUCUCGGCUGUUGCCCCCUUGUUUCAUUUCGUUUCUUUUAUAAAUUCAGGUUAAACGUUUGCAAUAAUCUGAUGCAGAAAACUCGGCUUUUCAAGUCAAGGGGAGGGGAGGGGGGCAAAGCAGAGCGGAAUAAAC
Messenger RNA from Hippopotamus amphibius kiboko, 7721 nucleotides. RefSeq names its product calcium voltage-gated channel subunit alpha1 H (gene CACNA1H). Gene Ontology annotation, biological process: calcium ion import; positive regulation of calcium ion-dependent exocytosis; membrane depolarization during action potential. The transcript is spliced from 33 exons. The record is from RefSeq and is a predicted model, not a curated record. Gene Ontology annotation, cellular component: voltage-gated calcium channel complex; voltage-gated sodium channel complex; plasma membrane. Bases 2 to 6916 code for a protein of 2304 amino acids. Lineage: Eukaryota; Metazoa; Chordata; Mammalia; Artiodactyla; Hippopotamidae. Gene Ontology annotation, molecular function: low voltage-gated calcium channel activity; voltage-gated sodium channel activity.